UCAGGAUGAGGGUGGAUAUCUGCUGCUGCCUCUUUGUCCUUGCUCUGGGCUGUAAUCUCACUGCAGGAAUCAAACAUAAAAUAAUCAGAGACAAGGAGUCCUUCACUCUGCGCUGUCCCCUCUCUGUGGAGGGUAAGGUGACGUGGAGCAGAGAGAGUCAUGGAAGCAAAGCUGCCGUACUCACGACCGACGGCGACGUGGACGUACGACACAGCGAGGACACGCGAUUCGGGUCGUUGCCUGAUAAGUCGCUGGUCAUCCUGAAGCCGACUCUCUCAGACUCUGGGAGAUACCUGUGCAAUAACGAACCAGCGGUGCAGCUGACAGUGAUCUCUCCAGGAGGGCGAGAGACGUCUACGAUGACUGCAGCAGAACGAGACGUGGCAGAUGUCCGAGUCGUGACCAUGAUGAGAGUGAAUAUCUGCUGCUGCCUCUUUGCCUUUUUUCUGGGCUGUAACAUCACAGCAGGAAUCAAACAUGAUAUCAUCAGAAACAAGGAGUCCGUCACCCUGCGCUGUCCUCACCCUGUGGAGGGUGAGGUGACGUGGAGCAGAGAGAACAAAGGAAGGAUAGUUGACAUACUCACCGCUGACGGUAACAGCGAGAGAAGACUCAUCAAUGACACACGAUUCAUGUCAUCAGCUGAUAAGUGGCUGAUCAUCCUGAGGCCUGCUGCGUCAGACUCUGGGAGAUACCUGUGUAAUAACAAACCAGCGGUGCAGCUGACGGUGAUCUCUCCAGGACAAUCAGCUUCUACACCCUUUCCAGCAAACGCAACAUCAGCACCACCCACAAACUCAGACCAGCAGCUGCUUCUUGGGUUGAUUUAUGGAACAGCCGCUUCAUUCAUCUGCAUCAUCAUCAUCAUCAUCAUCGUUGCAUCUGUUUUUUACCCAGCGAGGAGCGGGUCCAACAAACAAGGAAGUGAAAGAAAAGAGCACGUCUAUCAUUACAUAAUAGAUGACGUCAGGUUAAAGGCUGAAAAUGCUCCGUCACAGAUCAUUAGAACCACUGGAUAAAGCAUCUGCAAAUAGCAGCCACUGCACGGCUCACCUGAGAGAUACCUGUAAAAGCAAUUUUUAAAGCUGCUGUAAAAACAUAAAAUAGAUAUU
Pundamilia nyererei is the source of this 1112-nucleotide messenger RNA. RefSeq lists its product as uncharacterized. Gene Ontology annotation, molecular function: protein tyrosine kinase binding; MHC class II protein binding. Gene Ontology annotation, cellular component: external side of plasma membrane; membrane raft. Gene Ontology annotation, biological process: positive regulation of ERK1 and ERK2 cascade; interleukin-15-mediated signaling pathway; T cell activation. The coding region runs from base 6 to 1019 and encodes 337 amino acids. The transcript is spliced from 9 exons. The record is from RefSeq and is a predicted model, not a curated record. Lineage: Eukaryota; Metazoa; Chordata; Actinopteri; Cichliformes; Cichlidae.